UGUUCCUAUCACUGCGUUUGUCGUGUGUGUUUUGUUCGUGUUUGGCACAUUUGACAUAUUUCCUAUCGAUAAGUUUUAUUGUUAACCCUCAGAUUUUGAAGCGAAAUAUUUUUUGUUUUUUUAAAUAAGUGAAAUCAAACCAAUUCAAAAUUGUUAUGAUAAUGAACACUUCAAACUCCGAUAGCAGUUGUGCAGUUUUAGAAAAUGAUGUUUCCAUAAUCGAAUUAGACGCGAGUGCAGAACUGGCUGCCGAGGUUAAAUUGGCGGAAUCCGAUGACAACACACAGAAUGCAUCUAUUUUGAAAAUAUGUUUUAAGGAUUCAGCAACGUACGGUGAAUUAAGUAAUCUGAUUGCCAAGUGUGUCAAAAAUGCGUUGCUUUACUUGCAAAAAAGUGUAAUUUUAACGGAAGACUCGUCAACAUUCACACUGACAUUCAACGAAACAUCAACGGCUGACAAUAAUCUGUUUAUUGUGGACUCCGUACCGGCGCCAGAAAUUGCCAAUGUUGUUCCGGAAUAUGAAGUCAUAAUAAAUGAAGCAACCGUUGACCAGACACAAGAUGAUCCAGCCACUGCACCGAAAUCGGCACAAAAUACAUGUUUCAAUUGCGAUGGCAAUCAUGCCAUCAAAGACUGUAUGAAGCCAAAGGAUUUAGCUAAAAUAAAGCAAAAUCGAGCCAAAUUCUCCAGCAACAGAAUGAGCUACGAGCGCUAUCAUGUCGAUGCGGAACAGAAAUACGGACAUUUGGUGGCCGGUGAAUUGAGCAAAGAUUUACGGAAUGCAUUGGGCCUGAGGAGCAAAGAGUUGCCGGUUCACAUUUAUCGAAUGCGGGUUCUAGGCUACCCUCCUGGAUGGCUAGAGCAUGCUAAAGUUUCGGGUUCCGGAUUGUCCAUGUUCGAUUCAGAGGGAAAAGAAACUGAUGUGAAUGAGAGUGACGACGAAGACAAAUUCGAUUUGAAGAAAAUCAUCAGUUUUCCCGGCUUCAAUGUCGAAGCACCACAUGGAACUAGAGACGACAGCCGAAAUUAUCGAGCUCCGCCGAUGCAACAUCAUGAUAGCAAAGCCGUAAUGAUUGAACACUUUAGGAGCAAGUCCACUAAGGCGUACAAAAGAAAAUCUAUUCGGAAUACGGAUACUGACAUAACCGUUCUGGAACCAACUGAUAUGGAUAUUGAUGAUGAGAGUGAUGAUAAUGAUUUGAUCAAUGUGCCAUUAGGUGAACGACUAGCUCAACUAGAGGACGACAGUUCUGUGCCAGCCAAGUUACCGAAACAAUCACAUCAUAAACCGAGCCCACCUGCUUCGCCAACACCAAUGCCUUCGGAAAAUCAAUCGCCUUUAUCCGAUGGUGAAAUCGCUGACAAUGAACUAACUCGUGCAGAUUCACCUUCGCUCGAUGACUUAAACGAAAGGAAAAAACGUCUACUGAAUGCCCUCGACGAUUCGGCCGUCUCCACUACAACCCUAACGAAAAGGCCAUCGGACGAUGAUUCACUAAUCGACGACAUAUUGGCGUUGCAAGAUGACUCGGCCUUAGACUCGUCUGCAAUCACCGAUGAAAACGGUGACACAUCCACAAUCGAUGCCAGCCAGUCCACAAUAGGCGCUUCUCCGCCGGUCACACCCAACAUCCAUUCUCUGGUUAACAAAAGUGUGUUGCAUGUGAGUAAGGAGACGGUUGGCGGUACUCCCGUUAUAAAGGGUGUAUCGCCGUUCGGUAAUUUGCCGCAAAGUGAAAAAUGGCGGGAAGGUGUGUCGGAUGUGUUGGAUUUUGAAAAUUUACCUGAAUCGAUUGGAAAAUAUGAAAAAAUGAGAACUUUGAUCGAGAAGGUUCGCGUAAAAGUGAAAAAAAUUCAAUACGAAGAUGAGGAUAGAUAAUAAUCAAAAUUGAUUAGUCCAUGAAUCGGAACUUGGAAUUUUAUUUUUAUCGAAUGAGAGAAGAGAAAAUAAAAUUUUAUUGGAAAGGAG
Bradysia coprophila is the source of this 1970-nucleotide messenger RNA. Its product is annotated as zinc finger CCHC domain-containing protein 8 homolog. Gene Ontology annotation, biological process: RNA processing. Gene Ontology annotation, molecular function: RNA binding. Gene Ontology annotation, cellular component: catalytic step 2 spliceosome. The record is from RefSeq and is a predicted model, not a curated record. Lineage: Eukaryota; Metazoa; Arthropoda; Insecta; Diptera; Sciaridae.